Messenger RNA from Gekko japonicus, 960 nucleotides. RefSeq names its product olfactory receptor 10A4-like. The coding region runs from base 1 to 960 and encodes 319 amino acids. Lineage: Eukaryota; Metazoa; Chordata; Lepidosauria; Squamata; Gekkonidae. Gene Ontology annotation, cellular component: membrane. The transcript has a single exon. Gene Ontology annotation, biological process: G protein-coupled receptor signaling pathway. The record is from RefSeq and is a predicted model, not a curated record. Gene Ontology annotation, molecular function: G protein-coupled receptor activity; olfactory receptor activity.
AUGAGACAGACAGAAAAAAUUGAAGAGAAUCAGACCAGUGUCACAGAAUUCAUUCUUGUGGGGUUUUCUAAUCAUCCUGAACUCCAAGCUCCCCUUUUCCUCAUCUUCCUUCUGGUGUACACCGUAACUCUGACUGGAAAUGUCCUCAUCAUUCUCAUCACAACAUUGGACUCUGCCCUUCAGAGCCCCAUGUACUUCUUCCUCCGGAACCUGUCUUCCUUGGAAAUCUGCUUCAAUUUGGUCAUUGUCCCCAAGAUGUUGGUGGACUUCCUCAGAGAGAACAAGACCAUCUCCUAUUCUGGUUGUGCUGCACAAAUGUAUUUCUUCUUCUUCUUUGGUGCCGCUGAGUGCUGCCUUCUGGCUGCGAUGGCGUAUGACCGUUACGUUGCCAUCUGCAACCCGUUACGCUAUCCCGACAUCAUGAACCGAAGAGCUUGCUUCCAACUGGCUGGUGCUUCAUGGUUCUCAGGUUUCCCCGUGUCUACUGUCCAGACCACAUGGAUAUUCAGCUUGCCAUUUUGUGGACCCAACAUAGUCAAUCACUUUUUUUGUGACAGUCCUCCAGUACUAGAACUGGCCUGCGCUGAUACCCACAUGUUUGAAAUUGAAGCUCUCACAGCCACAGUGCUCUUCAUCAUGUUUCCUUUCCUCUUGAUUCUGCUCACUUAUGUCCGCAUCAUCACUACCAUUCUGAGAAUGCCAUCAGCAGAGGGCAGGCACAAAGCCUUCUCAACGUGUUCAUCUCACCUUGUGGUGGUGACUCUGUUCUAUGGCACAGCCACAUCGACCUACUUCAGACCCAAAUCUACCUACACUCCGGACACAAAGAAGAUCCUCUCUCUCUCCUACACUGUCAUCACCCCCAUGUUAAAUCCCAUCAUCUACAGCUUGAGAAACAAGGAGGUAAAAGGUGCAUUGAAGCGAACACUGGGCAGGAGAAUAUUUGCAUACCAAAAAUAA